CCUCCCCACAGAGCGGCUUGGUAUAUUCCAAGAUGGCGGCCUCCAUGGGAUGUCGGUAUGCGCUGUAUGCCAGGUGCCGCACACCUUCACUAGGGGUCGCAUUCACAGGAAAACGUUUUAUCCUGUCAUCUUCAUAUGUCAACAGUGAGAGAUGGGAGAAAUUGGAACGAGAACCUCACAGCCUUGUGUCUCUAGCAAAUCUAAUGGACAGGACCUAUGAGAAGAAACUUCCUGUGAGCUCAUUGACAAUUUCACGGUUUGUGGAUAAUAUUACCUGCCGGGAAGAGGUAGACCAAGCGGAAUAUUACCUUUACAAGUUCCGUCAUAGCCCAAACAACUGGUAUUUAAGAAACUGGACAAUACAUGGCUGGAUUCGGCAGUGUCUUAAAUAUAAUGCUCACGACAAAGCCCUGUACACACUGAAGAAUAAGGUUCAGUAUGGAGUUUUCCCAGAUUGCUUUACAGUUAACUUAUUACUUGAUGCCUUCUUAAAGACUGAGAAUUAUGCAGAUGCAGCAUCCGUUGUGAUUGAGAUAAUGCUACAGGAGAGUUUUGAUGAAGUUUCUACACAGCUUCUCUCACUUUAUGCCUUACACAAGUAUCUUUCAGGAAAUCCAGAAUUAAGGUGGGAACAAGAGAGAAACGUAGGUGCGUCACUUCUACUGGCCGGCUUACAGCAGGGGAACACAGUGGGAUACAGUUCACAACUCUAUGGCUUGGCUCUGCUUGGAAAAGUUGAAUUGUGUCACGGUUUGCGAGCUGUUUACAAUCAGAUGCCCCUAUUGUGGACCCCCGGUUAUUUCAGAAGAGCGUUGGAUGUGAUGGAGAAUGUGUCUCAAAUGUCUGGAGAUAUCAAGUUAAGCAGGGAUGCUAUUGACAAGCUAAAGGAAUGCUUGGAUGAUGCACUAUCUAAACAAUCAGAAAACACUGCGUCUGAAAGCGCUGAGGUGUCAGAAACCAAAAGUGAAGAUUCAGGGAAGACAGAGAUGACUUUGCUCUCAGAAUACCUUACGAGAUUUCAGGAGCUGAAUGCAAAGCUUGCAUCUCUUGGCAUGAUUGAAGCCGACAGCCUGCUGAGCCUGACCACCCAACAUGUGCAAGAAAAGCUGCCAGAGUGUGAAAAGGAAGAUAUUGAAAAAUACGAGGAGCAGCUCAAAGACUGGCAACGGGAACGAACCGAGCUUAAUGCGAGAGAAAAAGAAAUGAAAGAAAAGGCUAGACAAGAGUUUGAGGCCAGGCAGGCAGCCAAAGAAGCCGCAGAACAGCAACAUCUUGCUACUGUAUAAUUAUCUCUAAUUUACCCAUGAAAUUAUAAAAACAUACAAAAAGAAAUUAAAAUGAACUCGUCCCAUUUUCUAUUUCGAUGUUUUAUAGUGUAUUUGUCCCAGUAAACACUAUUUAAAUAUGAACAGAAAUCUGUAUUAAAUUACAUUUCUGCAGGGGAAAAAAUGAUGUGUAAUGAAUGCUGCCAUCUUGAAUAAAUUUAGAUUAUCUCA
Molecule: messenger RNA, 1496 nt
Organism: Pelobates fuscus (common spadefoot toad)
Lineage: Eukaryota; Metazoa; Chordata; Amphibia; Anura; Pelobatidae
Gene: MRPS27
Product: mitochondrial ribosomal protein S27
Exons: 11
Coding region: 33-1286 (417 amino acids)
Cellular component (GO): mitochondrion
Source: RefSeq, a predicted model, not a curated record